AUGCCCCCUCUCACUAAAGCUGAGGCCGCCAAGGUCGAAGAGUACGACUACUUUGUCAUCGGUGGUGGCUCUGGUGGUCUUGCUUCCGCCAGACGUGCAAGCUCUUAUGGCGCCAAAGUCGGUCUCGUUGAAGCCUCCCCUCGACUUGGAGGUACUUGUGUGAACGUCGGUUGUGUGCCCAAGAAGGUCAUGUGGUACACUGCCGACGUCGCCGACAAUCUUCGCAAGUCUGCUCAGUACGGUUUCGGCAAAGAAGGCGAGGGCGUCAAGCUCGCCGCCGACUUUAACUGGACAGAGCUGAAGCACAAGCGAGACGCUUACAUUCAUCGACUGAACGGCAUUUACGAGUCCAACCUCAUCAAGGACAAGGUCGACUACCACCACGGCUACGCCUCUUUCAUUGAUGCUAAGACCCUUCAAAUCGCUGGCCCCAACGGCGAGACCUACAACGUCAAGGCCAAGCACAUCGGUAUCGCUGUUGGUGGCGAGCCCACUGUUCCCUCAGACAAGGACGUCCCUGGUGCUUCUUACGGCAUCACCUCGGACGGUUUCUUUGAGCUUGAGACUCAGCCCAAGAGGGUCGCCGUCGUCGGUGCGGGCUACAUCUCCGUCGAGCUUGCCGGUGUCUUCAACACUCUCGGCUCCGAGACACACCUCGUCAUCCGACAUGACCAAGUCCUUAGGACUUUCGACCCAAUACUCUCUGAGGUUCUGUUGCCCUACAUGGAGAAGACUGGUAUGAAAGUUCACAAGAAGACCCAAGUCAAGAAGGUCGAGAAGACCUCUUCCGGCUCUCUCCUUGUCCACUUUGACACUGGAGCCGAGCCCCUCGAGGUCGACACUCUUGUCUGGGCUAUCGGCCGACACUCCUCCACCAGCAAGCUCGGUCUCGACAAGGCCGGCAUCACCUCUGACAAAAGGGGCGACAUUCCUGUCGAUGACUACCAGAACGCCAACGUCCCUGGUGUCUAUGCUGUCGGUGACGUUGGCGGCAAGGCUCUUUUGACUCCUGUUGCCAUUGCUGCCGGUAGAAGGCUCUCAAACAGACUCUUUGGCCCCGAAAAGUACAAGAACGACAAGUUGAGCUACGACAACAUUCCCAGUGUCGUCUUUUCUCAUCCCACCAUUGGCUCUGUCGGUCUGUCGGAGCCCGAGGCCCGUGAAAAGUACGGCGACGAUCUCAAGAUCUACAAGACUUCUUUCCGGGCCAUGUCUUUCGCCAUGCUCGACGAGGACCAUAAGCAGCCUACUGCUUACAAGCUGAUCGUCACCGGGCCCGAUGAGAAGGUCGUCGGUUUGCAUAUCAUUGGUGAAGGAAGUGACGAGAUCUUGCAGGGCUUCGGCGUUGCCAUCAAGAUGGGAGCUACAAAGGACGACUUUGACUCUUGUGUUGCUAUCCACCCCACUUCCUCUGAGGAGCUUGUCACUCUCCGUUAA
This is a messenger RNA of Cryptococcus wingfieldii CBS 7118, 1437 nucleotides long. Its product is annotated as glutathione-disulfide reductase. Gene Ontology annotation, biological process: cell redox homeostasis; cellular response to oxidative stress; glutathione metabolic process. The transcript has 9 exons. The record is from RefSeq and is a predicted model, not a curated record. NCBI's taxonomy places the organism in Eukaryota, Fungi, Basidiomycota, Tremellomycetes, Tremellales, Cryptococcaceae. The coding region runs from base 1 to 1437 and encodes 478 amino acids. Gene Ontology annotation, cellular component: cytosol; mitochondrion. Gene Ontology annotation, molecular function: glutathione-disulfide reductase (NADPH) activity; NADP binding; flavin adenine dinucleotide binding.